This is a messenger RNA of Cydia pomonella (codling moth), 2095 nucleotides long. RefSeq lists its product as uncharacterized. The record is from RefSeq and is a predicted model, not a curated record. Bases 8 to 2080 code for a protein of 690 amino acids. The transcript has 3 exons. NCBI's taxonomy places the organism in Eukaryota, Metazoa, Arthropoda, Insecta, Lepidoptera, Tortricidae.
UUUUGCAAUGUCUGGAAUUAGUUUCAGUAAAAUGAAAACCGUUGUGUUUAUCGCCGUUGCUAGUAUAAUAGUAAACACAGGGAAAGCAGUGAAGUCGAAACAAUUGAAUCUAGCUCUCGAAACAGUCCUUCAAUUUGACAAGAAAGACCGAGCAGCAGACCUAGCCGUCCUAGACAAGGUGCAAGAUUUCCUAGAUCAAAUAAAAAAUGCCAUGCGAACCAGUGGUAGGAGAAGUAGCGGGAACGAUAUGACAUUCACAGAUUUCAUUCUAGAAGCCGCUAAAAUUCUAAAAAGUCUCGAAGACGACGAUCUCGAAGAAGCAUACGUUGUGAUCAAUGAUGAAUCAAGAAGGUAUAUUAACACAGAGGAUGAGCUCAGAAAGCUAUUCGAUAAUAAUGAUAUGAGGAGGUACGUUUCUGAGAAAUUGGAUGAUAACAAGGAUAUGCCAGCUGAUGAAUUACGUAGAUAUAUAGAUGGAGUAAUUGCCCUCAUAGAAUAUAAACGACAAACUGGCGAAAAGAGUGACUUACUUGAAAUUGGGAAUACUUUGUAUGAUGGUGCUAGUGCUGAAUUAAGGAGAGCACUGAGUGAUUUAAAGAAUUUGAGAAGAGGUAAUGAAUAUAACAUAGGGAGCCUGAUAAAAAAUGCACUUCGGUCGCUUGCACUUUUGCAUUAUGUUUCGCUAGGUGAUGAUAUAAAAACUCAACUAGGAAAUAUGGUUAAACAUUAUUGGCGAACAUUUACUGAAAGCUAUGGAUUUAAUGACGCUACUACUACGCGUAGGCCAAAAGUAUGGACAACUACUACGCGUAGGCCAAAAGUAUGGACAACUCACAGAUAUAUAUUUACCACUACAGCACAAACAAAAAAAACAUAUUCGCCGAAAAAAAAAGAUUUUUUAAAUUUUGAUAAAAACAAAACUUCUAAAUCACCACAGAUUUUCGGCGAUUUAAUGAAUUGGUUUGGCAUGAAUAAAAAGGAAGAGAAUCCCUUAUUACAAAUGUUUUUUCCGCAGUGGGGCAAAAAUAAAACGCAAUCUAAUCAGAAUUCGUUAGCCUCAAUGUUUUUUCCAUCGCUGGUUCAAAAUAAACCACAUGCAAGGCACAAGCAACGACAUGACAGAUGGCGUUAUUCACAUAAAGGUAUGCCAAUAAAGCGUCUCCGAGCCAGUAAACAAAAGUCAACUAAACGUGCGUCCGAGUCUACUGAAUCAGAAGAGAAAGUUGUAAUGGGUGGACAAAAGACUCGGGACGUUCAUUUUAGGGCUGAAAUAACAUCUAAAGAGUUCUCUAGAGACAGAGAAGAAGAUGAAACAAGUACAGAAGAGAUAGUAAUACAACAUAGCAAUGUUAUCGAUGUUGGUUUGUCUCGGAAGACACCAGGACGAUUAAACAUAACUUUUGUUUCGCCAGAAAAUUCCAGGAUCAGUGAUGAAAGAAGAGCUAUAAGAAAAAGUAACGUAAACGAUACGUUUGCAGCGGAUACUAGUCCAGGGAAAGGAGAUGAAGUAGACAAAAUGAUUAAACAUAUAGAAGAACAAAUAGAAGCAGUAAAAGAUCAGGUCGAAUACGUAAAAAGUUUAACUCAUCCGAAACGCAUAGGAAAUACAGACGUAUCUAUCUCAAGUAACAGAACUGAAAAUGUUACUGAUGUUAAAGGAAUGGAACCCAAUAGAGCCUUCUCAUUUAGAGCCCAAUAUGAUACAGAUUCGUCUAAUUCUUCUGAAGUAGGAACCAACCAUAAUAAAACAAAUGAAAAUAUUAGUGAAAAUACAUCUACAAACUCCUCUGGCACGCCGAUCGCUAACGAGGAGAAGGAAGCACAUGAAGAGAAUACAUCAGAAUAUUCAAAAAAUAAAACAGUUAACAUUGACAAAUCAAAGAAAAGAGAAUCGGCUGAAGUCAAUGAUACCCAUAAUGGCAACGAAGACAAUCAUAGACAAGACGAGGCAUCUAUGUCACCAAAUGAAAGAGAUAAGGCUGAAGACCGUGAAAAUAAAACAGAAGUAAAUAAUAAAUCUACUGCUACAAAUCUUAUGGCAGGUAUUAGUGCGGAGGAUAAACAUGAUAUAACCGAAUAAAAGCAAAUAUAAUAA